Thermothelomyces thermophilus ATCC 42464 is the source of this 875-nucleotide messenger RNA. RefSeq lists its product as uncharacterized. Gene Ontology annotation, biological process: nucleophagy; C-terminal protein lipidation; autophagosome assembly. Lineage: Eukaryota; Fungi; Ascomycota; Sordariomycetes; Sordariales; Chaetomiaceae. Gene Ontology annotation, cellular component: phagophore assembly site membrane; Atg12-Atg5-Atg16 complex; cytoplasm. The record is from RefSeq and is a predicted model, not a curated record. The transcript has 2 exons. The coding region runs from base 338 to 769 and encodes 143 amino acids.
CAGGGACUGUUCGGCGAACCUGUAAAAUAGCAAGGCUGUCGCAGCGUUCUGGUACGCUAUGGUCUCAAAGAAUCUUGCCUCGUUCACCACCUGCGUAGUUCGCAGGCAUGUUCGUCCAGACCCCUAACCCUGACCUUCGACCCUUUUUUGCGGCGCAUGUGAAGCCUCAGGCUCGCUGGGCCAAUGUAUUGCGUUGAAGCAAAAGCUCCCCACUUCUUUGCUUCGCAACGGAACCAGCCUACAACGCGAUGACCUUGUUCAUCGAAAUACCAGACACUUUGGCCUGGCGCAAAUCUCAUGCUCGCCGGAAAAAACUUUCCGCUCGUCAAAUCCAAAAAUGGCAUCCCCAGAGAACAACGGCCCCUCGGCCCCGGAAUCACCCGUUCUCGAAGGCCGCGACUCGCCAGACUUGCCCCUCACGAUGACGGCCUCAACCAUGCUUAUGGCGCUCCCGCGCGACGCCACGGCCGCGCUCGCUGCGGCCGGGGGGUUUCCGCAUGAGAAGGUUGUAGUGCGCUUCAAACCAGUCGGGUCGGCACCGCCAAUUCGGCGGGAUCUGGUCAAAGUCCAGAGCACGCACAAGUUCGAGAACGUUGUGGCAUAUCUGCGCAGGACGCUCAAGAUUGCCGAGACGGAGAGCGUGUUCUUGUACGUCAACAGCACGUUCGCCCCAGCACUGGAUGAGGUGGUGGGGAACUUAUGGACAUGCUUCAAAGACUCUAGCGGGCACCUCAACGUCUCGUACUCGGUGACGCCGGCGUUUGGGUAGACAGUGAUGUCAUUCCCCACCAGUGGUGGCAGAUGGAUGGCAAUGACAGAACUCCAAUGGGUUGACCCGCUAAAUGCAAUCCGCUACAGAGCUCGCUACCAACGGA